AUGCCGGCUCCAUCUGUGCGCGUGGUUGUCAGAAUACCUACUCCUCGACCAGACCAACCAAUCCCGGAUCCUCCUCGAAUAGAAUGGACUCCGGAAAAGGCAGACAUACUCUGGAAAGUCAUUGAACUAUCACGAUCCAGUGAUAAUGGCGGUACUGACUGGAAGGGCUUGGCUGCUCAUCUCGAAGUACCAUUGCCAUACCUUUUGUAUAGGGUGCACACGCGUUUUGAGGAGGACCUACGUGGCUUAAAGGACAUCGGCGAAGUUUUGAGUCCUUCAAGUACUCAGCCACCUGGCCAUGAGGAAAUGUUCCCUUCAACUGAGCGACCAUCCAUAGCUACACGAAUGACCAGCAGGAUGUCAGGUAGUGGGAGGCGAACAUCUACUCGGCUCACGACCCCCCUUGCCGUCCGUGCACGGCUACACUCCCUUGGUCACGCAUCCCAGCCGAAGAAAGCUACGUCUUCAUCUACACUGACGUUACAAGCCCCGAGGAAGGGCCAACGACCAUCUUCAACUUCGGAUUCGUCAGAGGAGACUGACUCAGAUGAAGAAGCUGCACAAAAGGAAGACGAGACUUUGCGGGGUAUAGAAGAGGAAGAAGCUCUGGCUCGCAAACUCCAGGACCUCCAGACCAUGAUCAACAACGAUGCCUUGGGUCUCGUUAGCUCCCCGCGGCCUAAACAAAAUAAAGGAAAAGAGACAGGCCGCGGUCGGCUUGGUUUAACCCCUUCAUCAUCAGUAAACAGUAGUUUGCGAGGGGACACAUUGAGCAGUCGAAGUACAAGCCAAAGCUUGUCCAGCACAAAUUCUCCCCAGGGAUCUAUUCCCGACAUUCCAUCCCCUCCUCCUGACUCUCAGCUAAAUUCGCCCCUCAGCAGACACAUGUCGGCGCCCAAAUCAUCCAGCCCACCUGCUGUCUCCCCUCGAAGUGCGAUUGGUCAGUCACACCGACACUAUGGCCUAAUCGACCGAGCUGUGAGUGAGCAAGGUAGCAGCGUAGGCUCAGAGGCAUCCAGUUUUAGUGAUAUUAGUGGUGAGCCCACCGACCCCUCAUUAAGAAUAAUCUUAUGCUCCAUUCAGACGCAAGCCUCUCCGCCUCAGCGUUAG
Molecule: messenger RNA, 1110 nt
Organism: Pleurotus ostreatus (oyster mushroom)
Lineage: Eukaryota; Fungi; Basidiomycota; Agaricomycetes; Agaricales; Pleurotaceae
Exons: 3
Coding region: 1-1110 (369 amino acids)
Biological process (GO): autophagosome assembly
Cellular component (GO): phagophore assembly site
Source: RefSeq, a predicted model, not a curated record